Molecule: messenger RNA, 22705 nt
Organism: Coregonus sp. 'balchen'
Lineage: Eukaryota; Metazoa; Chordata; Actinopteri; Salmoniformes; Salmonidae
Source: the annotation of a GenBank genome assembly
UCCAAGAAGUACACAUUCAUCUGUAGGAGGGGAAAAAGAAGGUGAGACAUGGUUUGAGUCUUCACAUAAAAGUGAUGACAAUAUUCUGAGAGAUACCGCUCAUCUAACUCUGUUGACUGGGGAGGAAGCACCACAGAGUCAAUCAUGUUUCUUGUUUCAUCUCUUUCCUAGUGAUCCGUCACCAUGAGUACGGACGCUGAGAUGCAAAUCUACGGCAAGGCUGCCAUAUACCUCCGUAAGCCUGAGAGGGAGAGGAUUGAGGCACAAACCGCACCCUUUGAUUCAAAGAACUCCUGCUAUGUGACAGACAAGGCGGAGCUGUACCUUAAGGGUCUGGUCACUGCCAGGGCCGAUGGGAAGUGUACUGUGACAGUCACCAAACCUGAUGGCACUAAGGAGGUAAGCCUGAGCUGAAAAGUAUUCAAGUUUGUUCAAUUACACUAUUCCUUGAAAAAUCACACUAUUCCUUGAAAAAUCACACUAUUCCUUGAAAAAUCUUCUAAAUAUUAUCAAAGAAAAUGUCAACAGGCAAUAUGAAAUCAGAAACAAAACAUACCCCCCCCCAAAAAAAACAAAAAACAAAACAACAACAGCUAAUUCAGAAUGUAUUUUUGAAUUUUUCAAAAUGUUGUUGUGAAUUUAAGAUGUUGUAUCGCUGACCUACACACACACAGAAUACCCCAUAAUGUCAAAGUGGAAUUAUGUUUUUUGAAAUAUUUACGGAUGAAUUAAAAAUGAAAAGAUGAAAUGUCUUGAGUCAAUAAGUAUUCAACCCCUUUGUUACGGCAAGCCUAAAUAAGUUCAGGAGUAUAUAUUUGCAUAACAAGUCACAUAAUAAGUUGCAUGGACUCACUCUGUGUGCAAUAAUAGUGUUUAACAUGAUUUUUGAAUGACUACUUCAUCUCUGUACCCCACACAUACAAUUAUCUGUAAGGUCCCUCAGUCGAGCAGUGCAUUUUAAACAUAGAUUAAACCACAAAGGCCAGGGAGGUUUUCCAAUGCCUUGCAAAGAAAGGCACCUAUUGGUAGAUGGGUAAAAAAACAAACACACAUUUUAAUUACACUUUGGAUGGUGUAUCAAUACACCCAGUCACUAUGAAGAUACAGGCGUCCUUCUUAACUCUGUUGCCGGAGAGGAAGGAAACCGCUCAGGGAUUUCACCAUGAAGCCACUGGUGACUUUAAAACAGUUACAGAGUUUAAUGGCUGUGAUAGGAGAAAACUGAGGAUGGAUCAACAACAUUGUAGUUACUCCACAAUACUAACCUAAAUGACAGAGUGAAAAGAAGUAAGCUCGUAAAGAAUGAAAAAUAUUCCAAAACAUGCAUCCUGUUUGCAAUAAGGCAUUAAAGUAAAACUGAAAAGAAUGUGGCAAAGAAAUUAACUUUAUGUCCUGAAGACAAAGCGUUAUGUUUGGAGCAAAUCCAACACAACACAUCACUGAAUACCACUCUUCAUAUUUUCAAGCCUGGUGGUGGCUGCAUCAUGCAUGUUAUGGGUAUUCUUGUCAUCGUCAAGGACUAGGGAAUUUUUUUACGAUAAAAAGAAACAGAGUAGAGCUAAGCUCAGGCAAAAUCCUAGAUGAAUCCUUAUUCAGCUUUCCAAAAGACACUGGGAGACAAAUUCACAUUUCAGCAGGACAAUAACCUAAAACACAAAGCCAAAUAUACACUGGAGUUGUUUACCAAGACGACAUUGAAUGUUCCUGAGUGGCCUAGUUACAGUUGACUAAAAUUGGUUUGAAAAUAUAUGGCAAGACUUGAAAAUGCCUGUCUAGCAAUGAUGAACAACCAGCUUGACAGAGCUUAAAGAAUUAAAAAAAGAAUCAUGUGCAAUUAUUGUACAAACCAGGUAUGCAAAGCUCUUAGAGACUUACCCAGAAAGACUCACAGCUGUAAUCGCUGCCAAAGAUGAUUCUAACAUGUAUUGACUCAGGGGUGUGAAUACUUAUGUAAAUGAGAUAUUUCAUUUUCAAUAAAUGUAAAAAAAUGUAUAAAAAAUAAUAUAUUUAAUACAUUUUGAAUCCAGGCUGUAAUACAACAAAAUCUGGAAUAAAUUAAGGGGUAUGAAUACUUUCUGAAGUCACUGUAUAUAAAGAAGCAUUUAAUUGGUGUUUGAAGGCAGUAUAUAACAUUUUAUAACACAUUUUUUAUGUUGACUAGUCAAGAAUCACCAUGUAUGUGUCAGUGGGUGAUAACAAAGUAGUUAGAUUAAAUGUGGGUAUGCAUUUUCUUUUUUUUUACGAUUCAACUUGUAUUUAAUGAGCAAAAAAGCAUUCAGUCACGUCCAGUUUGAUCUGCGUGUAAUCUUGAUAUCUGACUGUUUCAGGAAGGAAAAGAGUUCAAAGAUUCAGACAUCUUCGAGAUGAACCCCCCUAAGUAUGACAAGAUUGAGGACAUGGCCAUGAUGACCUACCUGAAUGAAGCCUCUGUGUUGUAUAACCUCAAAGAGCGUUAUGCAGCAUGGAUGAUCUAUGUAAGAAACCUGCACAUAUAAACACACACAUACAUGAACAUAAUAAAUUCACACAUACAGUACUACACAUACAGUGGGGUCCAACAAUAUUGACACCCUUGAUAAACAAGAGCAAAAAAUACUGUAUUCUAAAAUGUUUUAUGAGUUGGAGAACACAUUGGGAGGGAUCUUAGACCAUUCCUCCAUACAGAAUCCUUCCAGGCCCUUGAUAUCCUUCAUCUACACUUAUGGACCGCCCUCUUCAAUUCAAACCACAUGUUUUCAAUGGGUUUCAAGUCCCGAGACUGACAUGGCCUUUGCAAAAUGUUGAUUUUGUGGCCAAUUAACCAUUUCAUUGUGGAUUUUCAUGUGAACGUGGGUUUAUUUUCCUGCUGGAAGAUUAACUUGCGACCAGGUUUCAGCCUCCUAGCAGAGGAGCAAAAUAGCUCCAUAACAUCAAAGAUCCACCAUGAUAUUUUACAGUAGGGAUGAGGUUAUUUUGUGCUCAUGCAUUCUAAUUUCAGCGCCAAACCCAUCACUGGUUGGCUUACCCAAAGAGCUUUAUUUUCAUGUCAUCCAACAACUGUAAAUGCCUGGAGUUUGCUAAACGGCAUUGGAACUUGGAUUUGAACCAGUGCUUUGGUCGGAUGACAUGAAAAUAGACUUCAAUAAUGUUGACCCCUAUCUUUUUGAGAGAAAUAUAUAUUACUUGUUAAAAACAAAAUACUUUUUUUCAAUAAUUCUAUUAAUAUAAAAUAAUAUAAUUGUGCAGCCUACAAUAUAGCUCAGUAAAGUGACACCACUGUAAAUGAACGGUAGAAACCAAAACAUAUCAAUACAGUAGACUCACAUCAGUAUACCAAAGUACACCCACAUCCUCACAUAAAUCCAGGUAAAAGUCCAUCUGACUUUGCAAAUCCCCUAAUUUAAUUUAAUCACUUUCAUUCAGACCUACUCUGGGCUCUUCUGUGCCACGGUGAACCCCUACAAGUGGCUCCCCGUGUAUGACAUGGAGGUUGUCAACGCCUACAGAGGGAAGAAGAGGAUGGAGGCUCCACCCCAUAUCUUCUCCGUCUCUGACAACGCCUUUCAGUUCAUGCUGAUUGGUACGAGCUCUGAUGGAUGGAUGGAUGGAUGGAUGGAUGGAUGGAUGGAUGGAUGGUUGGAUGGAUGGAUGGAUGGAUGUCCAUAAGUGCAUAUUGAUCUCAAAGUCCAUAAAUGUUUAUAAAUAGAUAAUAAUAAUAAUAUGCCAUUUAGCAGACGCUUUUAUCCAAAGCGACUUACAGUCAUGCGUGCAUACAUUUUUUUUGUUUUUGUAUGGGUGGUCCCGGGGAUCGAACCCAAUACCUUGGCGUUACAAGCGCCGUGCUCUACCAGCUGAGCUACAGAGAUAAAUAAAUAGUAUUAAAUAUGUUUUAGAGACGUAUCUACUGUUUUCUAGUCUAGGUUGGAACAGUUUGCUGGGGAUAUCUGAAUUCACUAGCCUUGAAUGUAAUAUGUUCCAAAUUGAAAUUCGUGAUGAUGCUAUGAAUGCAGUAAUGUCCCCAUAAUGUUGCUUGAGUAUGAUAAGCAAUAUGUUUUUGGGUUACAGAUAAGGAGAACCAGUCCGUCCUGAUUACGUAAGUUGUUUACUAAAAUGUCACUUCAGAAAGUGUUUGUAUUGUAAUAUGUUGGGUCUCUUGGUGUGAUGAAAUACAUGACAUUAUGAAUGGAUUAGAGCAUUAGGCUAUGUGUAAUAAUGAGUUGAUAAAUGGGAAUAUUAGAAAACAGGUCAACAGUGUAUUUUUCUAUGCUAUUUCUUAGUGAAAGCCAAUCUGACACUCAACAUGUACCUAAACUCCCUCUUUCUCUGUCAUAUAAACCAGUGGAGAAUCCGGUGCAGGAAAGACUGUCAACACCAAGCGUGUCAUCCAGUACUUCGCCACCAUUGCAGUGUCUGGUGGCGAGAAGAAGAAGGAAGCAGACCCCGGCAAAAUGCAGGUAGGCUGUGCUCAUGUUUGCCUUUUUAACACAUUUCAAGCAAUCAAGAAAAAAUUACUUUACCAGUUUCUGAGCAACUUGUGUUUGUUUCAAUCAGGGGUCUCUUGAGGAUCAGAUCAUUGCAGCUAACCCUCUGCUGGAGGCUUACGGUAAUGCCAAGACAGUGAGGAACGACAAUUCGUCUCGCUUUGUAAGUAUGAAGGACAUACUGUGGAAGUUAAUUUAAUAUUGGAAAAAUGUAUUACUGUAGUUCCCUAUAGUUGCACUUUAACAUUUCAGACUUCAUUUGCGGUAAUAAAAUGUUUUAUCACCAAUUUGUUUUCAUUAUUUGCAAGCCACAUAAUAAUUCACAUUUCCUGUUGCUGCAGGAUUUAUUUUCCUGCUGUAGCAAACUGGAUCCUACAUCUGUAUCAAUAGAUCCAACAUCUGUCCAAAAAACUGUAACAUUUAAAAGAGGUCUAUCAAAGUAAAAAGUUUAGAUUUAUUUGUUGACCCAUUUCUAACCCCCGUGCUCUACUAUAGGGUAAAUUCAUCAGGAUUCACUUCCAAGGUGGUAAACUGGCUAAAGCUGACAUUGAGACCUGUGAGUUGGUUUUGAUUGUUUCUCAAUGCUUUCCUAAAUUCACACAGAUUAUUUUUUGGAGAUCAUCAAAUUUAAAUGUAUCUCAUGUUCUCUCUCUCACUCUCUCAUCUCUCUUUCUCUUUCUCCCUCAGACCUGCUGGAGAAGUCCAGAGUGACCUUCCAGCUGCCCGAUGAGAGAGGCUACCACAUCUUCUUCCAGAUGAUGACCAACCACAAACCUGAGAUAGUUGGUACGGCAAAGUAAAGGUUCAGAGGAAAUUAUUCCCACCCCCAUCUGUGGAACUUGUAAAAAAAUAAAUAACAUUUCUUUUUUUUGGGGGGGGGGGGGGGGGGGGGGGUAGAUCAGCUUUAAUAUUGCAGAUAGAUUGUGGCUUCCAUCAAUGUAAUUGUCUGCAUCAUUUCCAAUCCCCCAUAUGUUUUGUACAAUAUAUUUUCCUUUAUUAUUUUCCCCUAAACCAUCCCUCCCCUAAUUGGAGUAAACUAAUGGACAACAACACUUAUGCUUCUAUUUACAGUUUAUACAUACUAUUUACUGACACAAUGUAUUUUACAAUAGUUGUCUUUUGUUUGUUUUUAGUCCCAUCCUUCAGCUACCCUCAACCCCUCCACACCAUAGUCCACACUAUUAAAACUAACACAAUGAGUACAUCCAAGGUAACAAGGCAUCUAGACAUGGGUCAGGUCUUUGGGAAAUAUCUAUCAAGUAAUGCACUGUGAUCACACUAGUCCACAAGUCUCAGUCCCCUCUUUUGAUGCUAUUUAUUAUAUACUACAUGUAUCCUUGAGUCCAUCUAUUGAGUAAAGGAGGGAGAGAUACUGUAAAAGGUAGGAGAGCACAAUUCUAAGAGAUUUAACUGACAAGCCGUUCUCCGUUGUCCACAGAAAUGGCGCUCAUCACCACCAACCCCUACGACUUCCCCAUGUGCAGCCAGGGUCAGAUCACUGUGGCCAGCAUCAAUGACAAUGACGAGCUGGAUGCCACAGACGUGAGUCAAACAAAGGGUUAACCAAACACUAGAUAGGGAAUGGGUAAUGACCACCAUACACACUGAAUGCACUGUGACAUUCCAGCAUGGUGGCAGCUGGGAAUGUUCAUGUGUUAAUUUUUUUAUAUACCAAACUACCGUUCAGUUCAUCACUGUUGUACUUCCUCUUUAAUGCCAGGAUGCCAUUACAAUCCUGGGCUUCAGUAAUGAAGAGAAGCAGGCCAUCUACAAGCUGACAGGAGCUGUACUGCACCAUGGCAACUUGAAAUUCAAGCAGAAGCAGCGUGAGGAGCAGGCCGAGCCAGACGGCACAGAGGGUGAGUCCCACUCAUAGAUAUACAAUAUGUAAAGCAUUAGUCCCAUUCCCAGUCCCACUCAUAGAUAUACAAUAUGUAAAGCAUUAGUCCCAUUGCCAGUCCCACUCACAGAUAAACAAUAUGUAAAGCAUUAGUCCAAUUCCCAGUCCCAAACAUAGAAAUACACUGAGUGUACAAAACAUUAGGAACACCUUCCUAAUAUUGAGUUUCACCCCCUUUUGCCCUCAGAACGGCCUCAAUUCUUUGGGGCAUGGACUCUAAAAACUGUUGAAAAUGUUCCACAGGGAUGCUGGCCCAUGUUGACUCUAAUGCUUCCCACAAUUGUGUCAAGUUGACUGGAUGUCCUUUGGGUGGUGGAUCAUUCUUUAAACACACAGGAGAUUGUUGAGCGUGAAAAACCCAGCAGCUUUGCAGUUCUUGACACACUCAAAUCGGUGCACCUGGCACCUACUACCAUACCCUGUUCAAAGGCACUUAAAUAUUUUGUCUUGCCCAUUCACCCUCUGAAUGGCACACAUACACAAUCCAUGACUCAAUUGUCUCAAGCCUUAAAAAUCCUUCAUCUACACUGAUUGAAGUGGAUUUAACAAGUGGAUUUAACAUCAGCAAGGGAUCAUAGCUUUCACCUGGUCAGUCUAUGUCAUAGAAUGAACAGGUGUUCCUAAUGUUUUGUUCGUCCAGUGUAGAACCCGUAAGUUUCAUAUAAAAGUCAGGCAGGAGUUUUUGUGAAGACAAAAUUCCAACCUCCAGAAAUGAUUUGAAAUUAUGGAUAUGGGAGAAAAUCUAAACCUAACCCACAAAGAAGUAAGCCAAACUAUUUUGUCAGUGUGACAUCAGAAACAAGCCAUCUUGUGUGCCUGAGUCUGUUGUUGUUGGUUCUCUCUCCAGUGGCUGAUAAAAUCGGCUACCUGCUGGGCCUGAACUCAGCUGAGAUGUUGAAGGCUCUGUGCUACCCCAGAGUGAAGGUCGGCAAUGAGUAUGUGACCAAGGGACAGACUGUGCCUCAGGUUAGGCGGCCAAACACAGCAUCUACCAUUUUCUGAGCACUGGAAUUAUUUUGGGGACAAGUGCAUACUUUAGUUUUUCCCAAGCUCGUAUCACCUUAUCAGUAGACAUGGUCAAUAUCUCAUGUAUUAAUUUGAGGUAUUAUCAUUGCAGGUUAAUAACUCAGUCAGCGCUCUGGCCAAGUCUAUCUAUGAGAGGAUGUUCUUGUGGAUGGUCAUUCGUAUCAACGAAAUGUUGGACACCAAGCAGCCAAGGCAGUUCUAUAUCGGUGUGCUCGAUAUUGCCGGUUUUGAAAUCUUUGAUGUGAGUAUGAGACCAGAACAAGAUAAUUAGUUGUGAUUGAGAUGGAUUACAGCCUUGUAUGAUGAAAUUAUCCCUUUUAAAACUCAAUCAACAGUACAACAGCAUGGAACAGCUGUGCAUCAACUUCACCAAUGAGAAACUGCAACAGUUUUUCAACCACACCAUGUUCGUCCUGGAGCAAGAGGAGUACAAGAAGGAGGGAAUCGUCUGGGCCUUCAUUGACUUCGGCAUGGACUUGGCUGCCUGCAUUGAGCUUAUUGAGAAGGUAAACUGUCUGUGAGGAUUAUAUUGGACCGCAACAGCAGGCUCAUAUGGAGCGCUGUGUGAAAUAUUAUCACAGUUUUACAACGCAUCUGACUGUUGAGAACUCAAUAUGUUUCCUAUUAUGUGUCCCUAAAUGUACAUAAUACUAUAAUAGCAUUUUUACUGAAGGAAUGUGAUCCUAAAUGUAAAUAUCACUAAUUUGAUAUGCAUCUCUUUUCGUAAAGCCAUUGGGCAUAUUCUCCAUCCUUGAAGAGGAGUGCAUGUUCCCCAAGUCUUCAGACACUACCUUCAAGGACAAGCUGUACUCCCAGCAUCUUGGGAAAACAAAGGCGUUUGAGAAACCAAAGCCUGCCAAAGGCAAGGCAGAGGCCCACUUCUCCCUGGUGCACUACGCUGGUACUGUGGACUACAACAUCACUGGCUGGCUGGAGAAGAACAAGGACCCCCUGAACGACUCAGUUUGUCAGUUGUACGGGAAGUCCUCAGUCAAACUUUUGGCUGCCCUGUAUCCCGCUGCCCCACCUGAGGGUAAGACUAGCAUCACGUCAAAAUAUUUAAUUAAGCACCAGUUAUAAAUCAGACCAAAUGUUCUUUAAAGUCUUUGAAUGUAUCCCAAUUUCUCAUGGCGUUUUCACCGGGUUAAUUUAUUCAUACACUUGGUUAAUUCAAUCAUACAAUAGGUGUUAUUUUACACAAAUCUCAUUGGUAGCAUUUGCCUCUAGAUAAGUGUGAAGUUAACCAGAUAUUCUCUGGUUUAUAAUUAAUGUGCUUGCUGAAGACAAGACCACUCUAGAUUUCUUACAUACUCUUAUUAUUAUUGUAUUUAUUCCACCCGCUCUAAGAAAUGUACUUUUCUAGUUAUCUUCAACUUUUCCCCAUUUUAACAGAUACAAGCAAGAAAGGAGGCAAGAAGAAGGGUGGUUCCAUGCAGACUGUGUCCUCCCAGUUCAGGGUGAGCUUUUGAAAGUUUUAUUCAGUCCUUCAAAAGGUGCAUUGAUUAUCAUAAAUGAUGUCUGAGAAAAUGGUUUGUAACCCUCUUACAGGAGAACUUACAUAAGCUGAUGACCAACUUGAGGAGCACUCAUCCUCACUUUGUGCGCUGCCUGAUCCCCAACGAGUCAAAGACUCCAGGUACAAUAAAUAUUGAGUUAAAUAUGUCAUCUUAUCAGUACAGUAUCAGUGACUUUAACAAUCCCAAUCUUUAACCUGUUUAUGUGUAUUAAAAGAGACUUGGUUUGUUUUCCAGGUCUGAUGGAGAACUUCCUGGUUAUCCACCAGCUCAGGUGUAAUGGUGUACUGGAGGGUAUCAGGAUCUGCAGAAAGGGCUUCCCCAGCAGAAUCAUCUAUGCUGACUUCAAGCAGAGGUACACAAACAUAAAUGGACGCAAGAAUACAGAUCUGCUUCAAGGGUUUUCCCAGCAUCAGAAUAGGCUGACCUUUUACGUAAUAUAACCAACCUAUUACAGCUUGACAUAUUUUAAAACUGUCUCUUCAUUCAGGUACAAAGUACUGAAUGCCAGUGUCAUCCCCGAGGGCCAGUUCAUGGACAACAAGAAGGCUUCUGAGAAGCUGCUUGGUUCCAUUGAUGUGAAUCACGAAGAUUACAAGUUUGGACACACCAAGGUCAGUCAAAUACCCCCAGCAAAAGCUGACAACAAAACACAACUUGAAUGAUAAUUUAAACCCUUACCAUAUAAAAUCUCUCCAGUUGAUCUAUCCAUCCUUUUGUUCUUUCUUCUUCAUUUAACUAAAGGAAAAGGUGGAAAAACAUUGUAGUGUUUUUUUACUUCAACGUCAUUCAAGUAUAGAAGAGAAACUAAACUCAUUAUCAUGUGCAUUGUGUUCAAUAAUAAUAAUAAUAAUAUGCCAUUUAGCAGACGCUUUUAUCCAAAGCGACUUACAGUCAUGCGUGCAUACAUUUUUUUUGUGUAUCUAGUGGUGUUUUUCCCCUCUUUUGAUUCAACCCUUUCUAUCUGUCACCAUCUGUGGUUCCAUUGACCAUGUUAACCUGUGUCUCAGGUGUUCUUCAAAGCCGGUCUUCUGGGUGUCCUGGAGGAGAUGAGAGAUGAGAAGCUGGCCACUCUGGUCGGCAUGGUCCAGGCUCUCAGCCGUGGAUUCCUCAUGAGGAGAGAGUUUAGCAAGAUGAUGGAGAGGAGGUGAGGAAUAGUGGACAUCUUGGCAAAGCUUUCUAUGAACCAAUGCAUUUUGAUUACAUACUGUAUAUGCUGUGAGUUUUUCAGGAUGAGAAAGUAGGGCUUAUAAUGGUUUACUAAAGCUUUUGGGUUAAUUCAUUUAUAAGUCCAACAAUGGAUGUAGUAACUAAGGAUUCUAGCUUUAUAGCUGCAGUUUGGCAUUUGGCUGUUCAAUUGUCAUUUACAUUUGUGGAAUUUAUCCAUUCAUUCUUUAGAACAUAAAAUGCCUCAUGUGCUUAGCAUGACCUGUCAGUCCUUGCAUCUAGACCGCUGUCUGUGAAUUUAAGAGGGGUUACACUUCCCUAGCCCCAUUCCUCAGCUGUAAACAAACAGUGGCGGGGGUGUUCCGUUUUGUUGUUCUUUGAAUCCCAGAAUGUAGCUUUAAGCAUGUCACUCACCAUGCCACUCUAUUCUUUCUGUCGACCAGAGAAUCUGUGUACACCAUCCAGUACAACAUUCGCUCAUUCAUGAAUGUGAAACACUGGCCAUGGAUGAAGGUCUAUUACAAGAUCAAGCCCCUGCUGAAGAGUGCUGAGACUGAGAAGGAGCUGGCCAACAUGAAGGAGAACUAUGAGAAGAUGCAGACAGACCUGGCCAAGGCUCUGGCCAAGAAGAAGGAGUUGGAGGAGAAGUUGGUGGCCCUGGUGCAGGAGAAGAAUGACCUGGCACUUCAAGUUGCAUCUGUGAGUGAACAACAACCAAUUUUGCAAAAAUAUAAAGCAAUAUGGGCAUAUUUGCACACACUUGAAUACACACUUGAACAAACAUACUCCAGUAUACUCCAGCUCAAGCUAGUAGGAGCAGAAUGAACAGCUUUAACUGUAGUCAAUGUUUAUAGUCAAAUGUUUAUGUACGAGGCAGCACAGGUACAGUAAAUUAAAAUCGUCACAUUCAUGGUAGGGCAAUAAUCAUGUUCAACUUCAAACUCAAACAUGCAUGUUCAUUGAAUUUGACAUGUGCUCCCAUAUGGAAGGCAAGACAGGCAAACACUUCUGUGAAGUAUGUGGCUAACUCACAUUGAUAUUGCCAAUGUUAUAUAUAUAUAUAUACAGUGCCUUCGGAAAGUAUUCAGACCCCUUGACUUUUUCCACAUUUUGUUAUGUUACAGCCUUAUUCUGAAAUGGAUUAAAUAAAUAAAAAUCCUCAGCAAUCUACACACAAUACCCCAUAAUAACAAAGCGAAAAAAGGUUUUUAGAUAUGUUUGCAAAUGUAUAAAAAAAAAAAAACUGAAAUACCUUAUUUACAUAAGUAUUCAGACCCUUUGCGACGAGACUCGAAAUUGAUCUCAGGUGCAUCCUGUUUCCAUUGAUCAUCCUUGAAAUGUUGCUACAACUUGACUGGAGUACACCUGUGGUAAAUUCAAUUGAUUGGACAUGAUUUGGAAAGGCACACCUGUAUAUAAAGGUCCCACAGUUGACAGUGCAUGUCAGAGAAAAAACCAAGCCAUGAGGUUGAAGUAAUUGUCCGUAGAGCUCCGAGACAGGAUUGUGUCGAGGCACAGAUCUGGGGAUGGGUACCAAAAAAUGUCUGCAGCAUUGAUGGUCCCCAAGAACACAGUGACCUCCAUCAUUCUUAAAUGAAAGAAGUUUGGAACCACCCAGACUCUUCCUAGAGCUGGCCGCCCGGCCAAACUGAGCAAUCAAGGGAGAAGGGCCUUGGUCAGGGAGGUGACCCAGAACCCAAUGGUCACUCUGACAGAGCUCUAGAGUUCCUCUGUGGAGAUGGGAGAACCUUCCAGAAUGACAACCAUCUCUGCAGCAUUCCAACAAUCAGACAUUUAUGGUAGAGUGGCCAGACGGAAGCCACUCCUCAGUAAAAGGCACAUGACAGCUUGCUUGGAGUUUGCCAAAAGGCACCUAAAGACUCUCCAUGAGAAACAAGAUUCUUUGGUCUGAUGAAACCAAGAUUGAACUCUUUGGCCUGAAUGCCAAGCGUCACAUCUGGAGGAAACCUGGCACCAAGCCUACAGUGAAGCAUGGUGGUGGCAGAAUCAAGCUGUGGGGGUGUUUUUCAGCGACAGGGACUGUGAGACCCGUCAGGAUCGAGGGAAAGAUGAACGGAGCAAAUUACAGAGACAUCCUUGAUGUAAUCCUGCUCCAGAGCACUCAGGACCUCAGAUUGGGGCGAACGUUCACCUUCCAACAGCACAAUGACCGUAAGCACACAGGCAAGACAACGCAGGAGUGGCUUUGGGACAAGUCUCUGAAUGUCCUUGAGUGGCCCAGCCAGAGCCCUGACUUGAACCCAAUCGAACAUAUCUGGAGAGACCUGAAAAUAGCUGUGCAGCAACGCUCCCCAUCCAACCUGACAGAGCUUGAGAGGAUCUGCAGAGAAGAAUGGGAGAAACUCCCCAAAUACAGGUGUGCCAAGCUUGUAGCGUCAUUCCCAGACUUGAGGCUGAAAUUGCUGCCAAAGAUGUUUCAACAAAGUACUGAGUAAAUGGUCUGAAUACUUAUAUAAAUGUGAUAUUUCUGUCUGUAAUAAAGCCCUUUUGUCGGGAAAAACUGAUUUUGAUUGACUGGGCCUGGCUCCCCAGUGGGUAGGCCUGGCUCCUAAGUGGGUGGGCCUAUGCCCUCCCAGGCCCACCCAUGGCUGCACCCCUGCCCAGUCAUGUGAAAUCUAUAGAUUAGGGCCUAAUGAAUUUAUAUCAGUUGACUGAUUUCCUUAUAUGAACUGUAACUCAGCAGAAUCUUUGAAAUUGUUGCAUGUUGCAUUUAUAUUUUUGAUCAGUGUAUGUUUCAUGAAUUUAUAUUGAUUUGUUCUGACCUCUUUGACUAAAUGAAGUCUAUAUUUUGUUCUUAAAACAGGAUUCUGAGAAUCUGAACGAUGCUGAGGAAAGGUGCGAGGGGCUCAUCAAGAGCAAGAUCCAGCUGGAGGCCAAACUCAAAGAGACGACCGAGAGGCUGGAGGAUGAGGAGGAGAUCAAUGCCGAGUUGACUGCCAAGAAGAGGAAGCUGGAGGAUGAGUGCUCUGAGCUGAAGAAGGACAUCGAUGACCUGGAGCUCACCCUGGCCAAAGUGGAGAAGGAGAAGCACGCCACUGAAAACAAGGUCUAGUGUCUUACCAUAGACAGUCUAACCAAACAGUAAUCCAAACAAUAAUCAACUCAAAACAUAGCUUAACAGAAAUGGAAUUCAAGUUGUAUUGUGGGUGCAGGAAAAAUUAAGACACAAAAUUGAAUUGUACAAUUUCAGUUGCGGGCUACUCCCAACAUUCAUUGCCUGUUCUGCUCCCCCCUCAUUUAUGACUUCCACUCAGAACACUGGCAUGGUGCACACUGCCAUCUAGUGUUACAUCUAUAGUACAGUACUUGUUGACACAUUUCUAAUUUAAAUGAAUGCAAUAUAUAACAAACUAUAUCUCCCCUUUAUGGUGAAGUAUAAUUAUGUUGUGGCCAUUUUCAGGUUAAAAACCUGACAGAGGAGAUGGCAUCUAUGGAUGAGAGUGUUGCCAAGCUGACCAAGGAGAAGAAAGCCCUCCAAGAGGCCCACCAGCAGACACUGGACGACCUGCAGGCAGAGGAGGACAAAGUCAACACUCUGACCAAGGCCAAGACCAAGCUGGAACAGCAAGUGGACGACGUGAGUGGAGUUUGACAUUUUGGCCAUGAUAGAAUGUAAGAUGAUAUUAUCUUCAUUUGUUUAGAUUUGAUAAAUAUAUUUGUUUUUAUCUCAUAGCUUGAGGGUUCUCUUGAGCAAGAGAAGAAGCUACGUAUGGACCUAGAGAGAGCCAAGAGAAAGCUGGAGGGAGAUCUGAAACUGGCCCAGGAGUCCAUAAUGGACCUGGAGAAUGACAAGCAGCAAGCUGAUGAGAAAAUCAAGAAGUAAACACAAACAAAUGACUACAGUAUCAGCUGCUAUAAUGAUUGUUCUUGAUUAAUUAUGAAUUAGCAUUUGCAUGUGAUUAAAAGCAACGUGAAUGUUAUUAUACUCCCUUUACACUAUCAAACCUAAACCAACUCUGCAAUCAACGUGUUUCUGUUUCUUAGGAAGGAGUUUGAGACCACUCAGCUCCUCAGCAAGAUUGAGGAUGAGCAGUCUCUGGGAGCUCAGCUGCAGAAGAAGAUCAAGGAACUCCAGGUACAGUACAAGAUAUAAGCUCCAGUACAGAAAAGCACACAAUUGAAUCAUUUCCUGAAAAAAGCUGACAUUUGUUCUGGCAGCUUCUGAUGGCUCAGUAGGAGCUUCUUACCAUUGUAAAGAUGGUGCUUCCAUAGAGUUAGAUAGAGGACUCAGAUUUGUAUCUUUGCCAUGAUGGCGUCUGUGAUAGAAUAGGCAUCUAAAUAUACAUGUUUUGUGUAGUUAAUUUUCUUCUUGUGUUUGAAAAAAGUUUAAAACUAAUAUUGGUGAUUUACUGCCACCUGCAGUGCUGGAGUCCUGAACCAAAUAUUGUCCUUCAUUUAUUGCGGCCACUAGAUGGCAGUGAUAUAGCUUAAAGCCAUUUACUAACCAUUGGCAACCCUAUUUGAAGAAUUCAAUGCUCUGAUCAUUGGCUGAUGGCUCCUAACCCAUGGGAAAUCCCCACCCAGUUGACUACUUUAUAAAUGGUAGAAGCCCUCAAUGACAAUAUCAAUGCUAAAAUGGGCCAUUUCCGUCUAGAGUCAUCUGUCUAACACUAUGGGGGGCUUCUUGCCAUUGUGGUUUUGGCUCCUGCAUGGGACACUGUCUAUUGAAUAUAUUAGUGUAACUGGCUUUGUAUUUAACACAUUUAUGAAAAAUAUACAUAUUAUUAUUUUGUGAGGUUCAAUUGUUUCAACUCUAUUGUAGUGUUCAUCCCCCCUGCUCCUGCCCCCUGUUCUAGGCCCGUAUUGAGGAGCUGGAGGAGGAAAUUGAGGCUGAGCGUGCUGCCAGGGCUAAGGUUGAGAAGCAGAGGGCCGAUCUCUCCAGGGAACUUGAGGAGAUCAGCGAGAGGCUGGAGGAGGCCGGAGGCGCCACUGCUGCUCAGAUUGAGAUGAACAAGAAGCGCGAGGCUGAGUUCCAGAAGCUGCGCCGUGAUCUUGAAGAGUCCACCCUGCAGCACGAGGCCACAGCCGCCGCUCUGCGAAAGAAGCAGGCCGACAGUGUGGCUGAGCUCGGGGAGCAGAUCGACAACCUGCAGCGCGUCAAGCAGAAGCUGGAGAAGGAGAAGAGCGAGUACAAGAUGGAGAUUGAUGACCUCUCCAGCAACAUGGAGGCCGUCGCCAAGGCUAAGGUGAGUAGUGAUGUUUUGGUCAAGCACUGUUGAGGAGGGUCAACUACAUUACCAUUCAAGUGAACUGAGGUUGACAGGAGUCCCAUUUAUAAAGUAAUGAUGGUACAUGUUUCACUAACAGGGCAAUCUGGAGAAGAUGUGCCGUACUCUUGAGGACCAGCUGAGCGAGCUCAAGACUAAGAAUGAUGAGAAUGUUCGCCAGGUCAACGACAUCAGCGGACAGAGGGCCAGACUCCUGACAGAAAAUGGUACCAUCAACAAUGAACUACAACCCAAUGCUUUCCUUCAGUAAAACACAAUAACAUGUGUUGGGGGCUGUAUCCACAUAAUUUAUACUGUACUAUUCACCACCUAACUUUGCCCUAUGAUACCUCCAAAUACAUUUUCAAUCUUAGAGAACAGAGACCCUAUUAACUAGAUAUCCCUCUAUCCCUGAAGGUGAGUUUGGCCGCCAGCUGGAGGAGAAGGAAGCCCUGGUGUCUCAGCUGACCAGAGGAAAACAGGCCUUCACCCAGCAGUUGGAGGAGCUGAAGAGGGCGAUUGAGGAAGAGGUCAAGGUAAGGGACCCAAAAUGGACUCCACCGACCACAGAGAUUAGAGCCAUAUCUUCAUAUAGACAGUGGGUGUUUCUCAAUAUGCACACUACCGUACUCCACACUCUCAUGCUCCGAGUGCGUUCUCUGAGGACGUUCUCUUGAGUCCGUACUUGUGAGGAUGAGAGAGUGGAGAACGCAUAAAACAUUACAUUUGAGAAGCAUUCACACUCCACCUACUGUAUUACCUCACACAUGCUGCACCUCCCCAUUCACUAAACCUUCUUCCAGCCAGAACAAUGGCAAUAGAGACCUAAUAAGAUACACACAAAGCAAACAUUUUACUUCAUAAUUAUCAGCUAGCUGUGAAUCGUAAUAAUCUAGCUAUCCAGCUAGUUAAAACAGCCAAAAAUGACCUAAAACUAAUGUUAUGUAGAUGUCAAUCCUUCGUGGGUAGCUAGCUACCAAUUAUUUGUGGCUAGCCAGCUAACAGUAGUUGCUAGCCAGUUCGCCCUAUUGACUUAAUAUGGGCUUGCAAUUGCGCACACUACAGAGGGUAUUGUAAUCAGGUAAAAAAGCAAAAAUUAACACAGAAUGUAUUUAACGUUUUCAAGAGAAAAUAUUGUUGUCAGGCAACAUAUGAGAUGGGAAUGGGCAACAUUUCAUUCUGAAGUCAGAUCUUAUUUUCUCUCGGUUUAGCUCAAGAAAUGUUGCUUUGUUUUUUUACGUGGUUGGGUCAUAUUUCUGUCCAUACAUUUCGUUGAAACUUGCAUCAAUGCAUGCUUCGAAAUGUGUUGCCCUCCAUAAUCCGUAUAACAUACUUUGAUUUGGACUCACGCUCCGACCCUCCCGUGCUCCAGAUUGCGUGCCUCGGGGCACGGUAGUGUGCAUAUUGAGAAACAUCCAGGGACUAUGCCACCCUCAGUCUUCUACUGUAAUUUGUUUGACUAUCUCUCUUUGUCUCCUUCUUUCAGGCUAAAAACGCACUGGCCCACGGUGUCCAGUCUGCCCGCCAUGACUGUGACCUCUUGAGGGAACAGUUUGAGGAGGAGCAGGAGGCCAAGGCAGAGCUGCAACGCGGCAUGUCAAAGGCCAACAGUGAGGUGGCUCAGUGGAGGACUAAGUAUGAAACUGAUGCCAUCCAGCGCACAGAGGAGCUGGAGGAGGCCAAGUGAGUCACAUGCAACAGCAAAAACUCAAAUAUAGAGUGUGGGUGGUAAGAGGGCUCUGAGAAAAUGUUACGUCAAUAUAUAUUGUAACUUAUGUUUCAAACCGAAACAUCACCCUCUGUUGUCCAACAGGAAGAAGCUGGCCCAACGUCUGCAGGAGGCUGAGGAGACCAUUGAGGCGACCAACUCCAAGUGCGCCUCCCUGGAGAAGACCAAGCAGAGGCUGCAGGGAGAGGUGGAGGACCUCAUGAUUGACGUUGAGAGAGCCAACGCAAUGGCCGCCAACCUCGACAAGAAGCAGAGGAACUUUGACAAGGUGAAAAUGAAGAAACCUCACCCUUGUUAUUUUCUGUCAGAUUCAUUGUAGUAUAUUUCUGAUUCAAAGCUCUUCAUCAAUGACUUCUAAUGAAAAUCCCAUGAAUUUCCCUAGGUUCUGGCAGAGUGGAAGCAGAAGUAUGAGGAGGGUCAAGCUGAGCUGGAAGGAGCUCAGAAGGAGGCUCGCUCUAUGAGCACUGAACUCUUCAAGAUGAAGAACUCCUAUGAGGAGGCUCUGGAUCAUCUGGAGACUCUGAAGAGAGAGAACAAGAACCUGCAACGUGAGCAUUUAAUCGCUAUACCUUUUAACAACCCAAGGAAGUGGAGAGCAAUUCGAUUUGCAAGACCAUAUGAAGUGCUGUUAAUUAACUGUUAUUUUGAUUCAAUGUCAAUUUCAGUGCAUUGGCAUAUCCACUGAAAAUCUCCCAAGUUAAACAGCUCCUGUGUGUUUGUGUGCGCAGAGGAGAUCUCUGACCUGACUGAGCAGAUCGGAGAGACUGGCAAGAGCAUCCAUGAGCUGGAGAAGGCCAAGAAGACCGUGGAGACAGAGAAGUCUGAGAUCCAGACCGCUCUGGAGGAGGCUGAGGUACAAACUACAGCUGUUUGAUGGGAAAAGCAGUGUUACACUAGCCAAUGCCAGCUACAGUCAAAUGCUCCCUGUAUUGGUGUUUAUUGUAGUCAUAUAUAUUUAAUUCCUACAUCCAAAUGUAUUGAACACAAUUCGCCUGACUGCUUCUGUUUGUCCAGGGCACACUGGAGCACGAGGAAUCCAAGAUUCUGCGUGUGCAGCUGGAGCUGAACCAGAUCAAGGGUGAGGUGGACAGGAAGAUUGCUGAGAAGGACGAGGAGAUGGAGCAGAUCAAGAGGAACAGCCAGAGGGUCGUUGACUCCAUGCAGAGCACCCUGGACUCUGAGGUCAGGAGCAGGAAUGAUGCCCUGAGGGUGAAGAAGAAGAUGGAGGGAGACCUGAACGAGAUGGAGAUCCAGCUGAGCCACUCCAACAGGCAGGCCGCUGAGGCCCAGAAACAGCUGAGGAACGUCCAGGGACAGCUCAAGGUAAAAGGACUGGGACAUCAGGAUAAAAAAUCUGAACAUGGAGAAGGAUUUGUUUGUGAAUCUGUAGAAAAUAAUACAACAUAGGCAUUUAGGAGUGGACUAUGUACUGUAUAAAGGUGGAAAUUCUUACCAAUUAACCUAUGUCAUUGUGAACCCCAGGAUGCUCAAUUGCACCUUGAUGACGCCGUCCGCGCUGCAGAGGACAUGAAGGAGCAGGCAGCCAUGGUGGAGCGCAGAAAUGGUCUGAUGGUGGCUGAAAUCGAGGAGCUGAGAGUUGCUCUGGAGCAGACAGAGAGAGGCCGCAAAGUGGCUGAGACUGAGCUGGUAGAUGCCAGCGAGCGUGUUGGACUGCUGCACUCCCAGGUAUGGGUCAAAAGCCAAUGAAACUCAACCAACCAUACCGUUUACACACAACAGUAUUUCAACAGCGCUUGCUUUUAGAUUUUCAUAAUAUCAGCCCUGUGACAUGUAAGUUCUCUUGAGAGUCUAACAAAUCGUCUUGUUUCCUCCUUCAGAACACCAGCCUUCUGAACACCAAGAAGAAGUUGGAGACUGACCUGGUGCAGGUGCAGGGAGAGGUUGACGACAUCGUCCAGGAGGCCAGGAAUGCAGAGGAGAAGGCCAAGAAGGCCAUCACUGACGUGAGUCCUUGAAUUACAUCAACUUGAUUUGUCCCCUAGGGUCAAUGGUAGCUGGGCUGGUUAAGAACAACAAAGUUCUCAGAGGAAUGUUAUGAUUGGUGCCAAUUGGUGCAUUAAUUAAACAAACUACUUUUCCAGGCGGCCAUGAUGGCUGAGGAGCUGAAGAAGGAGCAGGACACCAGCUCUCACCUGGAGAGGAUGAAGAAGAACCUGGAGGUCACAGUCAAGGACCUGCAGCACCGCCUGGAUGAGGCUGAGAAUCUGGCCAUGAAGGGAGGCAAGAAGCAGCUCCAGAAACUGGAGUCCAGGGUGAGUUAACAGCAGGGUGGAUUGAAAUAAAUGUAUUUGAUCAUAUAAAAAUACGCAGGAGCAUUGUGUAAUGACUUUUUCUCUCAAUAACCCACCUAGAUCAGGGGUUCCCAAACUUAUUUGCAUGUCAGAACACAACUCCUACUUUAGUGUGCGAUAAAAAUAGCAUCUACUCAGUUUUACUAUGACUUCAGCAAUACAUGGUCAGACUAAUCAAGUCUCGUGCCCUGGGGAAAUAACAUUUUAAAGUCUUGGCAUCAGAAAGAAAAUGUUGCAGUUUUAAAGCUAAUUUCUUGCAAUUCUACACAUGUUGCCAUAGGGCGGAGAGAACAUUAUGCAGUUUUAAAGCUUAAAUGAGAGUCUAAACCCUGUGUAAGCCAGAGGAGGGGAGGGGGGUACUACUAAGCAAUAUGGAGUUGUUUUAAGAAGGUCAUACCAAGGAUAAUUUUGCUAUUUGAUUUUGAAUUUGAAGACCCAUUGAAGUAUAAAAAUAUAUAUAUAAAACAUUUAUUUGAUGAAAAAUGUUAUCUGGCCUUACUGCUAUUAGCCCAUACAAACGCAUUGAAUAACAGAUUCACUACAUGGAACAACAGAUAGUCCCCCCCCAAAAAUCUAAAUGAAGUUUGUUCUGAAGUGUGUAUCCUAUAUCUGAAAGAGAUAUAAGAAAGAUCAGGAACAUUUUAUUUAACCCCUUUGUCACUUAAGUCUCCAUUUAUACUGUACUUCCAUAAAUUUUUUCUACUGAUACCGGGGGACCUUCAGACGAGUCUUGUGAGGCUUGUGGGCGUCCUGGAGAGUCUCACCUUUACACAGAGGGGUCAUAGUGUGUAGCCCAAACUUUUCGGACACUACAGACGAUGUUGUAAGAAAACCCAUUUUCGGGAUGUCUCAUGGUCUGUCUGACAAGCACCGCUCUCGCUCUGUCGCCUUUCACCGCAAAUGCAGAAGUGUUACAUAGGCUGAUGCGGUGGAUUGAGACGCAUCCAAUGCAAAAAAACAUGUCUCUAGCGUAAAACUGACAGACGUUUAUGGGGAUUUUUAAAAUAUCCUAAAUUAGAUUUUUCCGGGGGCAUGGAUAUCGACCUUAGGGGGUUAAAUUAUGGUGCAUUUAUGCUCAAAAUAAAACAUUUGGGGAAUAUGUUACACUUAUAUAGUUGGAGUUGAGAAGAAUUGGAGCCAAGACCUUCGAUGUAAAAAAUUAUUUAUCUAGUUGCAUUUGUUCAGGCUUGUACAGUUGUCUUGGAUUACUUCUUCUAAACUGCCAUUUCAUGAAUAGAUAUUAUUAUUAUUAUUAUUAUUAACUACAUUUGCAUCAUUUCUCUCUCUAGAUCGCUAGCUACAUGUCUAAUUCACUCUGCUGCAAAAGUGCCGCUGCUAGGGAAGCUAGCAUUGCUAUCCGAGGCUACCAGCUAGCAGUCUAACGGAUGAAUUUGCAUGUAGGCUAGCGGACUUUCAAAAGUUCAUAAAAACGUGAAAACACAACAUAACAUCUUAACAAACAUAUGUACAUACUCUGGAAACAUUACCGUCUCAAAUAUGGUGCUAUUCCACUCAAUAACCUUAAAAAUAAAGACAUUAAAAUGUAUUUAUAUCGGUGCUUCUGUCUUGCUGUUGACAUGGCAAACUUCUUUCAGCAAUCUCACACAGUGAGUUGCGAAAGUAUUCACCCCCCUUGGCAUUUUUCCUAUUUUGUUGAAUUACAACCUGGAAUUAAAAUGGAUUUUGGGGGGGGGUUGUAUCAUUUGAUUUACACAACAUGCCUACCACUUUGAAGAUGCAAAAUCUUUUUAGGGGUGAAACAAACAAGAAAUAAGACAAGAAAAACAGAAAACUUGAGCAUGCAUAUCUAUUCACCCCCCCCAAAGUCAAUACUUUGUAAAGCCACCUUUUGCAGCAAUUACAGCUGCAAGUCUCUUGGGGUAUGUCUCUAUAAGCUUGGCACAUCCAGCCACUGGGAUUUUUGCCCAUUCUUCAAGGCAAAACUGCUCCAGCUCCUUCAAGUUGGAUGGGUUCUGCUGGUGUACAGCAAUCUUUAAGUCAUACCACAGAUUCUCAAUUAGAUUGAGGUCUGGGCUUUGACUAGGCCAUUCCUAGACAUUUAAAUGUUUCCCCUUAAACCACUUGAGUGUUGCUUUAGCAGUAUGCUUAGGGUCAUUGUCCUGCUGGGGAGAAAAAAUGUAUGCACUAACUGUAAGUCGCUCUGGAUAAGAGCGUCUGCUAAAUGACUAAAAUGUCAAUGUAAAAAUGUAAAUGUAUUAUACCCUUCUUUCCACAGAUCCCUGGUAGUUUAAUCUGUUGUUGCUAGCAAUAUUCAUAUUUUUUUAUUCCACUUUGGGAACCACUGAUAAUGAAAAUGUGUUAUUAUUAUUACAGACCCCUUCAAUUAAAAGUUUAAAAGUACAUAGAAACAGAUAACAAUUGUUCCUCCUUGACUGGGUAGAAGACUGUACCUCUGUUUUAUAAAGAUGAGUAACUUCUGAUUUCACCACAAACAAAUGCCUACGUUUAUUUUUUCCACAAAGGUGCGUGAGCUCGAGACUGAGGUGGAGGCCGAGCAGAGAAGAGGUGUAGACGCAGUCAAGGGAGUCCGCAAGUAUGAGCGCAGAGUCAAGGAGCUCACUUACCAGGUAAGAGAAAGUGCCUUCUUCACACACUUGACACUAACACAGACAGGUUUGUGUAUAAAACUAUAUUGAUAUUGAUUCUUUGCUCUUCUCCCACAGACUGAGGAGGAUAAGAAGAACGUUAGCAGACUUCAGGACCUGGUAGAUAAGCUGCAGUUGAAAGUGAAGGCCUACAAGAGGCAGGCUGAGGAAGCGGUGAGUCAGACUUAGUCAAAUACUCUGAAAGCAUACGUUUGAAAACAUGGUUUCCCUUGUGUACAUUACAAAACUUAAUGUCCAUAUAGUUUAGUUGAAGUAAGUGUUGCUACAUCACAUCAGUCAACAAUGACUCAGUUGAUAUUACAAGUCAUUACUGAAGAAAUUAUACACAUUUCUGAGUGCCUCCUAUGCCUAUGUGUUACUAACUUAAAGGAGAGGGGGUUGAAUCAUAAUUUGCUGGUCUAGUUUGAUCCCCUGUUCCGCCACUCACUUUCUCUGCUGUAUUAUCCAUCUCCCUAUAUACAUUGCUAUCAUAAAUCUGCCAAUAUUUGUUUAGUUGAAAAUACAUUUAACAAUGUAUAUUUUCAUUUGCUACCUGAAGCUUCAAAAAGUGUAAAUACUGAUGUUCUGCUCUCCCUAUCUUUUCCUCACCCAGGAGGAAGCAGCAAACCAGCACAUGUCUAAGUUCAGGAAGGUUCAGCAUGAGCUGGAGGAGGCUGAGGAGCGUGCUGACAUCGCUGAGACUCAGGUCAACAAGCUCAGAGCCAAGACCCGUGACACUGGAAAGGUACAGAACUGCUGCUGA